GUUCGGGGUGUCAAUUCCCUCCGAUCGCCCCGACAUCGGCGAAGAAUGGAGUGUGCCCUCGGUCUUGGUUACCUUUCCCUGCGGUCCUUUCCCCGCCGAAAAACCCUAUCCCCUCCUCCCGCGAGCUCCCUCGUGUGCGUCUCCCCACAAAUCUCCCUCCGCCGUCGAAACUCCGACCGGUGCGUCCUCUUUCCCUGCACGCGGACCCCAGCCCGCCCGCUCACGCGGUCCUCCACCGGGGAAAGCCCGGAGGGAUCGUCGGAGGAGGCGGAGGGAAUUUCACGUCAGGAUGAAAAGCCAGGGGAGGGGGAGAGGAAGGAAGCCGAGCCACCGACGGUGCUGGACAAGAAGGAGGGCUCAGCGACCGGCGAGACGCUAGCCGGCGUCCUGGAGGAGAUCCGCAUGAUCGAGUGGCCGGAGUUCGGGAAGGUCCUCGGCACGACGGGGGUUGUCCUGUCAGUCAUCGCCGGGUCCUCCGUCGUUCUUCUCACCGUCAACGCCGUCUUCGCUGAGCUUUCCGAUCGGGUUUUUGCCGGGAAGGGGGUCCAGGAUUUCUUUGGAUAGGGGAGACACGUGUCAAUCAUGGGACGGGGGAUGACACGGAGGAUUUGUGCCUUCCCUUGUGGAGAGACAUUGUCGAUCUUCUUUUGGCGUUUGUCCUGUGUAAACGCGAAAGUGAAAAACAUCCUUCUGUUUAAUGGACGACUUGUUCCGUUUCUUCCUUCUGUAUGUAAAA
Messenger RNA from Nymphaea colorata (pocket water lily), 736 nucleotides. Its product is annotated as preprotein translocase subunit SECE1. Bases 46 to 564 code for a protein of 172 amino acids. The record is from RefSeq and is a predicted model, not a curated record. Gene Ontology annotation, cellular component: chloroplast thylakoid membrane. NCBI's taxonomy places the organism in Eukaryota, Viridiplantae, Streptophyta, Magnoliopsida, Nymphaeales, Nymphaeaceae. The transcript has a single exon.